Perkinsus marinus ATCC 50983 is the source of this 722-nucleotide messenger RNA. RefSeq lists its product as hypothetical. Gene Ontology annotation, molecular function: serine-type carboxypeptidase activity. Gene Ontology annotation, biological process: proteolysis. The annotation marks the transcript as partial. The record is from RefSeq and is a predicted model, not a curated record. Lineage: Eukaryota; Perkinsozoa; Perkinsida; Perkinsidae. The transcript is spliced from 6 exons. Gene Ontology annotation, cellular component: fungal-type vacuole.
AUGCCUUACGUCGGUUCCAUCGUUAUCCUGCUAGCUCUGAUUGCCUGGGCUGGCGGUCGAAUGAUCCAUCAACCACCUAACAUCACAUCGGAGAAAAUCAAGCCGCUCCAGACGGAGCUCCGCGCCAGUGCUCUGUGCGAUCCCAGUGUUAAGCAAGUACACGGUUACCUUAAUGGCAAUUCUGGAAGAAGGCUAUUCUUUUGGUUCUUUGAAUCUCGCUCCGACCCAGUUCGAGACCCCGUCAUUCUCUGGCUCAACGGGGGGCCCAACCAGGGCAGGCCGAGCCGACCGGUUGGCUGCAGCAGCAUGUUAGGACUCUUCACAGAGAAUGGACCUUGCAGAGUAAAUGAAUACGGGAAUGGCACUACACUCAACCGAUAUUCUUGGAAUACGCGAGCCAACCUCCUUUAUGUUGAUCAACCUGCGGGAACAGGAUUCUCAACUGGACCGCAAGUGACCAAUGGUUCAUUUGAAGCUGCCGAAGACUUGUACAUGGCCCUACAGGAAUUCUUCGCUGAAUAUACCCAGUAUGGAGGCAAAGAUUUCUACAUCACCGGGGAGUCAUAUGCUGGUAACCGUGACAGAUUACCGGAAUAUCAUCCUAACUACUCAGGUCACUACAUACCUGCCAUAGCUCAUAAAAUAUGGCAUUUGCCUUGCAGUCUGGCUAUGGAUUGCGAGUCUCGGCCAGUCUGGGAUUUAAUUCUGAAAAGCAUCGACAA